This is a messenger RNA of Zychaea mexicana, 777 nucleotides long. Its product is annotated as protein-tyrosine phosphatase-like protein. NCBI's taxonomy places the organism in Eukaryota, Fungi, Mucoromycota, Mucoromycetes, Mucorales, Lichtheimiaceae. Bases 1 to 555 code for a protein of 184 amino acids. Gene Ontology annotation, biological process: protein dephosphorylation. Gene Ontology annotation, cellular component: nucleus. The record is from RefSeq and is a predicted model, not a curated record. Gene Ontology annotation, molecular function: protein tyrosine phosphatase activity. The transcript has 2 exons.
AUGCUGUCGAUUAUCGACGACCCAGCGCUGCCCGUGCGUUUUCUGAUAUUGGAUUGCCCAACAGAGAGUACACUGGGCUUCUAUAUCGAGCAGUUCAUCAACCUGAACGUCCAUGCCGUCGUCCGCUGCUGCCAGCCGACCUAUAGUGCGAUCCGCUUGUCGGAGCAUAAUAUUGAUGUCGUUGAUUUGCCUUUCAAGGAUGGUGGUGUGCCAUCGCCAGCCUUGGUCCACGAUUGGAACCUGUUGAUAGAGAAGGUGCGACUGAAUGCAGCUCCUUCUGAGCCAGUCAAGGCAACGAUCGCCGUUCAUUGCGUCGCCGGUUUGGGUCGUGCACCCGUGCUGGUUGCUAUCGCAUUGAUAGAGGCAGGGAUGGAUCCUUUGGAUUCCAUCGAAAAUAUCAGAAGUAAGCGUCGUGGUGCUUUCAACAAACCACAGAUUGCGUAUUUAGUAAGUGCUUUCAACCCCUUGCUUUCUUUUCUCUACUAUCCCCCACCCCUUCUUUUCCGUUCUUUCUCUUUUCCGGCCCUGACGAUAAAGGAGAAGGUUUAUUUAUAAAUGCGUUUUCUUUGAUACAUCAGGAUUCCUAUAAGAGAACCACGAAGCACAAGCCCAGUAGCCCUACUUGGAGAGCGUCCCUUGGUAAAAUGUUUAGAAUGUCAUCCACAUGACUGUAUGACCCCUCUAGUGGUACUACUACUACUACCAAGAGUAUUCUGUUUUGCAUAAUAAAUACGAAAAUAAGAUUCCGAUGGACCAUUGAGAAGCUUGGUAUAUAUU